Molecule: messenger RNA, 723 nt
Organism: Staurois parvus
Lineage: Eukaryota; Metazoa; Chordata; Amphibia; Anura; Ranidae
Source: the annotation of a GenBank genome assembly
AUGCCCGCAGGACGUAGAGAACCUCUUUUGGGCCUCAGCAACCCAGGGCCCCCAAAUCCUGAAGCACAGAGGACUGUGGAGCCCCAGGUGGAAAAGCCCGAAGAAGGGGAGCAAGGCCAAGGUGGUGAACAGGGUGCUGGCAGCGAGAACGCCAGCCUUGACCAGGUGCUUGAUAUUCAAGGAGUGCCUAAGCGUGGCCAGCCUGUGACAGCUGAUCAUGAAUGGAGAAAGAGAACCAGCAAAGGCCAGGAGCAGACACAGCCUGAGGAAGAAAUGAUCACAGUGCGGCUGAAAUUCCUGAAUGAAACGGAAGAGGUUGCUUUGGUGAGGCCAGAUGACACCAUCGGAACUCUCAAAAGUAAAUAUUUCCCAGGCCAGGAACCUCAGAUGAAGCUCAUUUUCCAGGGACAGCUCCUACACGACUCCUCACAGACCUUGCGCUCCCUCCAUAUCACAGACAACUGCGUCAUCCAUUGCCACCGUUCUCAGGCAACAGUCUCCUCCUCCCCAGUAGGCCCGGAAUCUGGAGGGACAUCUACGGAGCACACCGGCCUCACCCCACCCAUUGGGAACCUGAUGAUACCCAUCUUUGUGGUCAUGCUGGCACUGAUCUGGUAUUUCCGGAUCAACUACCGCCAGUUUUUUACUGCCCCCGCCACGGUCUCCCUGUGCGGGGUCACUGUUUUCUUCAGCUUUUUGGUCUUUGGCAUGUAUGGGCGAUAA